AUUUUGUUUAACCAGUUUAGUAAUACAACUCAAUUAUUACAAAAUGUUGCCCAUUUUUACGCUUCUGUUUUUCAUUCCUCAGUUGUUUGCUUUGCAAGUAACAGAUCCGUACACAAGAUUUUCCAAACUCGAUCUUCCUCCUGGACCUUUUGGUCCUGAUUCAGUUUCCUUGGAUCCCUCCAAUACAGGUCCCUACGUGGGUGUAAGCGAUGGCAGAAUUCUCAAAUACAAUGGUAAAGAGUUCGUGGAUUUUGCUUACCUUUCCCCAAACUGGACAAAGGAAUUAUGCGAAGGGGUGAGAAACUUGAGUAUGGGUCCUAUUUGUGGAAGGCCGUUAGGGUUCAGUUUCGAUUCAAACACAGGAAAUCUUUACGUCGUGGGUGCUUACGGUGGUUUUUACAGAGUAAGCCCCGGCGGCGGAAAAGCCAAUUUAAUAGCCUCCGGCGUAAAUAACGUUAAAUUUAACUAUCUUAACGGCAUCGACGUUGACUCAAACAAAAGAGUCGUUUACUUCACCGACACCAGUUUGGUAUACAAUUUCACGGAUGCUCUCCUAUCACGCCCAGAAAUACCAGGAGAUUCAAGUGGAAGAUUAAUAAAAUAUGACAUUGAAAAAAAACAAUUAACAGUAUUAUUAGACAAGCUUCCUCGUCCAACAGGACCCGCAGUAAGUGAAGACAGUACAUUUCUAGUGUACGGCUCUUUUACCACUCAACGAAUUUUCAAGUAUCACCUCAUAGGGCCAAAAAAAGGAGCAACCGAAGUCCUGAUAGAUAAUUUACCCGGGUUUCCUGUGAAAAUAAAGAGAGCCCCUUGCGGGUCAUUUUGGGUGCCAGUCAACGUGUUGGUUCAACCGCAACCUCGUCUGGUUCAUCCGUUUGGUUAUAAGUUCAAUUCCUUUGGUGGUAUAAUUUUGAAGAAGAAUUUUAGUACGGAGUAUUCUGAAGCUCAAGUGAAUGUUGUGCAAGAGUAUAACAGUUUGCUUGGUUUUUCUGGGAAAACAUUGUUCGUUGGCUCUCGAAUUGUGUCUUUUGUUGGUAAAUAUCGAACAUCGGGACUACUAUAGAUAACCAAUUACGAAUGAAUUUAGGUGGUACUGGUUUUUUAUAUAUCAUGUCGACUUUGAUCAUUCCUCUAUCGACAUGGUUCCCGCGAAC
Messenger RNA from Oldenlandia corymbosa var. corymbosa, 1157 nucleotides. The record is from the annotation of a GenBank genome assembly. Lineage: Eukaryota; Viridiplantae; Streptophyta; Magnoliopsida; Gentianales; Rubiaceae.